Molecule: messenger RNA, 351 nt
Organism: Saimiri boliviensis boliviensis (Bolivian squirrel monkey)
Lineage: Eukaryota; Metazoa; Chordata; Mammalia; Primates; Cebidae
Source: RefSeq, a predicted model, not a curated record
CACAGCCUCCCGCGUGCCUCGCUCAGCUCCAACAUGGCAAAAAUCUCCAGCCCUACAGAGACUGAGCGGUGCAUUGAGUCCCUGAUUGCUGUUUUCCAGAAGUAUGCUGGAAAAGAUGGUUACAACUACACUCUCUCCAAGACGGAGUUCCUGAGCUUCAUGAAUACAGAAUUGGCCACCUUCACAAAGUACCAGAAGGACCCCAGUGUCCUUGACCGCAUGAUGAAGAAACUGGACACCAACAGUGAUGGGCAGCUAGAUUUCUCAGAAUUUCUUAAUCUGAUUGGUGGCCUAGCUAUGGCUUGCCACGACUCCUUCCUCAAGGCUGUCUCUUCCCAGAAGUGGACCUGA